Molecule: messenger RNA, 527 nt
Organism: Trematosphaeria pertusa
Lineage: Eukaryota; Fungi; Ascomycota; Dothideomycetes; Pleosporales; Trematosphaeriaceae
Exons: 1
Coding region: 9-341 (110 amino acids)
Source: RefSeq, a predicted model, not a curated record
UUUCAAUAAUGUCAUCAGCACCGGCUUCUGCCUUUACUUUCGGUACGGACUCUCUCGUAUCUGUCGGAAGCAAACGGUAUCUGGCUUCUUCAUGUCAGUGCACGACCUCCUCCCCGUUUCAUUUUUGUCCAGAUGCCCGGCGAUUCGUAUUUCAAGUCCCUUUUCUUGCCAUCUCAUUCGUCUAUGCUUCUCUUCUAUCACUAAAGUGUUGCUCAACUACCCGCUUGAAUGAUGCCAUAUUCCGCAUUCGAGGAAUCUCCGAAACCCCUCAAGCACGAAUCCUAACGGAUCCACGAUUCGUGAUUGGUAUUCCUGAGGGUACAACAGUAGUACAAAAGUAACAUGGGCUGCUCUCUGCGCAGCAAGGCGUCAGUUACGUAGACUCAAGCAAUCCCUUACACGUAAAGAGUUGAUGAGACUUCAAACCAAGAGCGCCCGCUCGGAGAGCCAUAUGACGAAUUGCUGCUGCUACGCCUGCGAUUGGGACUCGGAGUCCCUCAACAAGAGAGCGGUCUCGUAUCUGUCGA